Messenger RNA from Uncinocarpus reesii 1704, 789 nucleotides. RefSeq lists its product as uncharacterized. Lineage: Eukaryota; Fungi; Ascomycota; Eurotiomycetes; Onygenales; Onygenaceae. The transcript has a single exon. The coding region runs from base 1 to 789 and encodes 262 amino acids. Gene Ontology annotation, biological process: RNA processing. Gene Ontology annotation, molecular function: RNA binding. Gene Ontology annotation, cellular component: nuclear exosome (RNase complex); cytoplasm. The record is from RefSeq and is a predicted model, not a curated record.
AUGGGAGCUCCCCAGCUCCCUUCAAUCGCCGUCCCCGGCCAACGGCUAGCAGAUACUUCCGCGUACACCUCCGGGCCCGGCACUUAUAUUCACGAGCACUCGAUCCGCGCCUCCAUCCCCGGCCCCGUCAUCGUCCAAGAAUCAGAUACAGACCAAAAAGGCAAAAAGGCCAAAAUAAUAACUGUCGCGCGCUCCUCUGCGCCAUCCACCGCUCCCACAACCAGCACUCCCGCCCAACCCUCCGGCCUCGCUCUAAUCGGCUCCACGAACAAAAGGAUCCCGUUAAAAUUCAACACCCUCCCCACCGUUGGCAGCAUCGUCCUCGGCCGCGUGACCCGUGUUCAAAAGCGCCAGGCGACCAUCUCGAUUCUGCUUGUUCUGCCUGACCAGCGGGCCACGCCCACCCUCGAUGCGGAGGGUGCCUCCGACGCGGAUCUUCCGUCGAUUCUCGCCAGUGCUAGUAUAUCAACGGCCUCGGACUCGCUGAAUGCUGAUGAACUGCGUCCGCAGGCGCUGAUUCGAAAGGAGGACGUGAGGGCGGUGGAGAAGGAUCGCGUGGUGGUGGAGGAAUCGUUUCGCGUUGGGGAUAUUGUGCGGGCGGUGAUUGUGAGUGUGGGUGACCAGGUGGCGUACUAUGCGAGUACGGCGGGGAACGAGCUGGGUGUGGUCAUGGCGAGGAGCAGCGCGGAUGAGGGUGGCGGGAAUAUGAUGUUUCCGGUCAGUUGGAAGGAGAUGAGGGAUCCGGCGACGGGGAAAGGGGAGAUGAGGAAGGUUGCGAAGCCGUUUUGA